Carassius gibelio (silver crucian carp) is the source of this 5042-nucleotide messenger RNA. It is a transcript of the gene sez6a, whose product is annotated as seizure related 6 homolog a. Gene Ontology annotation, cellular component: dendritic spine; endoplasmic reticulum; dendritic shaft. Gene Ontology annotation, biological process: synapse maturation; regulation of dendrite development. The transcript is spliced from 16 exons. The coding region runs from base 287 to 3223 and encodes 978 amino acids. The record is from RefSeq and is a predicted model, not a curated record. NCBI's taxonomy places the organism in Eukaryota, Metazoa, Chordata, Actinopteri, Cypriniformes, Cyprinidae.
AAGCCCAAUUCUACUGGAUGAGCGCCAGGCUGCUGUCCAAAGUGUCCAUGCGCGCCGAGGUUGACUGGAGCUGUCCGUGGUGCUGAAGCUUCACCGCGCAAUCCGCUUAUAACAGUCCGUGAGUCGAGAUCCCUCUGCGUUACUCCCGGAGCUCUGCGCGAUUCAGACACGAGCAGCCCAUAUGCUUACAAGACCUAACGGACGUUUUAUUUGACAUUCGAGUGAUUCUCACUGCAUUGUUUAACACAAGGACAAAUUGUAGUGUGUUCUGACGAGUCGUUCCAGUAUGUGUUUAAGGAUCGAGCACCAAACGAAUGGGCUCUUUCUGCUGCUCAUUCUGAGUCUUUCAGUGAUUCUCACGCGUUCUCAAGAAGAUGGAACUGUACAAACUCCGAGAAGAGGGGAGUCAGAAUCAGAGAGAGAGUUUGACCCCUUCACCAGCAAACAGGAGCCACCAACUGACGUCCAGCAGCUCACCACAGACGCAGUCCCAAUCCUCCCCAACCUAAGACUGCUCAAACUCCACUCGGCUCUGCUGACCAAGAGCUUCGAGGGAGAUCAGCAGUUUUUUAAAGAGGCGCCGCACACCGUGCCAACAGUCUCUACCUCUACAUCUGACACUGAACAUUCACUUCCGGUGCCUCAGGACGAUGCAGCAGUCUUCUCUGACCUUGUGACCACAUUGACCACAACUGCGGCAAUGUCUGUGGAACAAAGAAGGCCCAGCAAAAGCCGUAGUAGAACAUCAGAGAAGAUCAUGGUCACCUCUCAGCCUCUCACAAACCCCACCAUUCCACUAAGCACUCCCACAAGCACAGGUCAGAAGACAACUCUCAACACAACAACAAAGAAAGCCUUUGACAAGGAAAGUACUUUGCCACCACUGUUUCUGUCAACUUCACCUAAGAAAGAAUCACGGAGGCCAGAGGGGAAAACCACACCAGGAUAUUCCUCUCCAGCUCACUGCGGUAUGAACUUCACGGACGCCGAGGGUUAUAUUGAGCUCCCCCCGGAUGUCUCAUUUGAUUCUCACAUUCAUUGCACCUGCCUGGUUACUGUAUAUCUGGGUUAUGGCGUUGAGAUUCAGGUGCUGAAUGUGAGUUUGGAUGAUGGGAUGGAGGUGGUUCUAGAGGAUCUAGGCGGACCCAUGGCCUCAGUUCUGGCCAACAACUCCAUGCUAUCCAGAGGUCUGGUGCUGCGGAGCUCUAGUAACCAGAUCUCAGUGCAGUUCAGCAGUGAAUGGCCCACUCAACCUGGGUUAUUACUUUUACAGUAUAGAGCCUUUGCUCUGAGCUGUGCAUCCCCUUUGGCCCCUGAAAAUGGUGAAGUAUCAGUCACUGGUCUUCAGGUGGGGGGCGUGGCCUAUUUCUCCUGUCUGAUUGGCUAUCAGCUCCAGGGCCUUUCCUCUCUUACUUGCCGAAAUGCCACCACACCCUACUGGAGUGGCAGAGAGCCAAGGUGUCAAGUUUCUUGUGGGGGGAUGAUGAAAAAUGCCACUCAGGGCCGUAUCAUCUCUCCGGGGUUUCCAGGAAAUUACAGCAACAAUCUGACAUGCCACUGGGUACUGGAGGCCCCUGAGGGCCAUCGGCUCCAUGUCCACUUUGAGAAAGUGGCACUGGCUGAGGAUGAUGACAGGCUCCUCAUAAAGGAUGGAAGUAACAUUGACUCUUCCCCCCUGUAUGACUCGUAUGCAGUCGAGUAUCUGCCCACUGAGGGGGUCACUAGCACCGGCAGGCAUCUUUUUGUGGAAUUCACCAGUGACGAGGCGGGCACAUGCACAGGCGCUGCCAUCCGAUAUGAAGCUUUUGCUCAGGGCAGCUGUUAUGAGCCGUUUGUGAAGUAUGGAAAUUUCUCCACAAGUGAUCCUGCUUUUGGAGUUGGUUCUGUUGUGGAGUUCACUUGUGAGCCUGGUUAUACACUGGAGCAGGGCGCUGUUAUUUUAGAGUGCGUAAAUGAUGAAGAUCCACAAUGGAAUGAGACAGAACCAGCCUGCAGAGCGGUGUGUAGUGGAGAAAUAACAGAUUCAGCAGGAGUGGUGCUUUCUCCAAACUGGCCUGAAGCGUAUGACAAAGGCCAGGAUUGUAUCUGGGGUCUACAUGUGGAGGAGGACAAGAGAUUUAUGCUGGAUGUCCAGGUUCUUCGUCUGGGGAGGAAUGACCUGCUGACCUUUUAUGAUGGUGAUGACCUCACAGCCAACAUCCUGGGCCAGUACAGCGGUUUUCUUCCCCGAUUUAGACUCUAUACCUCUACAGCCGAUGUGACUAUCCAGUUUCAAUCUGAUCCAGCCUCCAAUGUCUACGGAUACAACAAUGGCUUUGUAGUGCAUUUCUUUGAAGUGCCACGUAAUGACACCUGCGCAGAGCUGCCAGAAAUCCCUAAUGGCUGGAAGAGCACGUCUCAUCCCGACCUGACCCAUGGCACUGUUAUUACCUACCAGUGUUACCCAGGCUUCCGUCUGCAGGGCUCAGAGAUCCUGAUGUGCCAGUGGGAUCUGACAUGGAGUGGAGACGUCCCCAUCUGUGAGAAAAUUAUGUCAUGUAAUGAGCCGGGGCUAGUGGAAAACAGCCGGAGACUGUUGACUGGCUCUCGUUUCGCUGUGGGAUCAUCCGUGGAGUACAUUUGCAACAAAGGAUACUCACUUUCUGGCCCAGGAGUGCUCACUUGCUACAGCAGAGAUACUGCAGACCCAAAGUGGAGUGAAAGACUGCCCAAAUGUGUCCCUGAAAGAUAUGAACCUUGCAGUAACCCUGGCGCUCCAUCCACGGCCAUCCAAAGUUCAGAGAAAGCAUUUUUCCAGGCAGGAGAGACUCUGAGCUUCACCUGCCGUACAGGUUAUGUGCUUCAGGGUGAACCCACUAUCCACUGCCUCCCUGGACAUCCGUCUCAAUGGAGCGGAGCGCCCCCUAUGUGCAGAGCUUCCUCAAGAAAUAGUGAGGAACACAGAUUGAACGCUGCUGGUACAGAGUUUGACGUGGAGGGCGUCAACAUCGCCAUCGCCAUUCUGAUUCCUGUAGCGGCGGUGCUGAUGCUUCUCCUGGUCGUUUUCCUCUGCAUCUCAGUAGCUCAAAGCAAAACUUUUCAGCUUCCUGGGCCAUCAUCUCCACCGUAUGACAAUAUGACAGAAGAAUCUGCAUUUGACAACCCUGUGUAUGAGACGGGAGUAAGUAUGGAUGCCAUAAACCUCAGAGACGUGGGCUCUCACAACACCAUCGUCCUGUCCUGACCUGCCAUUCUGUCAUUCCACCUGUCAUUUGUGACACUGAGUAGGUCUGCAGAACAUAUAGUGUGAAUAAACAAAGUUAAAUGGCUAAAUAGCAAACAGAGAAAUAUGCUUUUAUUUUAAAGGCCAUUUAUACUGUAAUGUUGACGUAGUACCAUGAAUGAUCCUACUAAAGAAUUAAGGACAAGAUAUAUAAUAUUAUAUCUUCAUAAUUUAGUGCAAUGUUACAUAAAAUCUUAAGAUUUAAGAAAUUUACCUUAAGAAAUGUUUUUUUUUUUUUUUUUUUUUUUUUGGUUGUUGUUGUUUAUUCAUAACAUACAAAUGGUUAGAAUAAAAUAUGUCAGGUUGCAGUGGAGAAGAGAAGACUCUGGGUCCCUCAUGAAAACAUUCAUUUUAGAUGUAAAAACCCAUUUAGGCUCAAGGCUGUGGGUCAUUGAUAUCUAGAACUCAGCAGAUGGUGUGUGUGCAUGUGUGUGCGUGUGUGUGUGUCUCAAUUUACCCUCUUCAUGUUCUCAUAUCGGAUGUUCUUACUAAUACUGGAGUACCAAAUAUUAACCAAAAAAUAAUUUCGCUGAUAUCUACUGAAUGUGAAAAAUGUGAAAUAUCUGUUGAAUGUGAAUAACAGAUUCCACUGGAAUGAUUAUACAAUUAUUAUUGUUUAUUUACAUUAUAUUACCUUCAUAUGAAUCUCACAGGAUUCAUGUUUUGUUUCAAGUCAUUUAUGUUCACAUGUUCAUAAUUUUUGUGUUUCAUGUCUUCAUAAGUUUGAUUCAAAUAAGAAAAUGAUAAUGAAGCUCUUGAAUUAGCUUGCACAUUAUACUUCCAUAAACAUAUAUAAAUAUAGAUUUAUUUUUUAUAUGAAAGAACACGAUGCUUCUAUUCGGCAAGGAUGCAUUCAAUAGAUCAAAAGGAAGAGAAAAGACAUUUACAUUACUACAAAAAAGCAUAAUGGUUUUCACAAAAAUAUUAAGCAGCACAACACUGAUAAAAAAAAAAAUAAGAAGAAAUUACAGAGUGCCGAAUCAUAUAACUGCAUACUUGAAUGACUUCUGAAGGAACAUGUGACACUGAAGACAAGACUGAAAUAAUGGCUUCUGAAAUGUCAGCUUUGCCUCACAGAAAUAAAUUACAUUUUAAAAGUACAUUUUAUUUUACUGCAUUUUUUUAUCUAAUAAAAACAAUAGUAAAUUAAUAUGUCACUUCCAAAGCUGUGUAUUUUUUCCAUUAAAUGUUUUUGUUUCAAUUACGACUUGGAUCACCAGCUGUAUUUAAUUGGGCUCUGAAUGAAGACUUUGAACACUACAGCUAAGCGGAACUACUGUGCUGUACUGAAAUCUGAUUUGUUUAUCUUUUCAGGAUGCAAGGCAAUACAAGGUGUGUAUGUAAAAUUCACCUGUCUUUCUUUUGGCACCUCUCAUUUUUUCUGUUGGGCUCCUGUAAAUGUAUUUUUCUCCAAGACCUCUGCCAGCACAUUAAUGAUGGUGGACAAUAGGGUUUUAUUUCUGUAGCACAUCAGAGCCUGCGAUUUGUGUUGUACUUUUUUUCUUUUUUUGUCUGGUGAAACUCCACAAGGCUCACACUUUGAGGCUGGAGUCUGGACUAUAUCAGAAUGCACUGGAUUAUUUGUUUCACAUUGGGGAACCACAGAGGUGGAGGUUGUUUUCACCCACAUGCAGCAAAACCUUAUGAGAGUUGUGAGCAUGGCUGAGAGUCUUGAGUUCAGUUGAGCUCAUGAUGGUGAUAAAGCCAUUUCUCUAUGUAAAACUGUCGCUGCAUGUGGGCUUAUUUGCAGAACACUGUAAAUAAAUGGUCUAAAACUUGA